This is a messenger RNA of Botrytis fragariae, 279 nucleotides long. RefSeq lists its product as uncharacterized. Lineage: Eukaryota; Fungi; Ascomycota; Leotiomycetes; Helotiales; Sclerotiniaceae. Bases 1 to 279 code for a protein of 92 amino acids. The transcript is spliced from 2 exons. The record is from RefSeq and is a predicted model, not a curated record.
AUGGACUUUCAGACAGCGUCAUUUUCGGCCACGGCGCUGUUUUCUUUGAAAUGUUUCCUAUCAGGUCAUGGAGAAGAGUUUAGUGCUUUUGUCGGCUCGUGGGAAGCGAAUGCAUUCGAUGCCAUGAGAUUCUUACAGAACAUCUUGCUUGAAUUGCACGGGUGGAAGUUUUCUCAAUACGCUACACUCACUCAUGAGUCGAACCAAGUUCACUCUUCCAUGGCUACUCGAAGUGGAUAUCAGGAGAAUGUUAUCCGGUGUGCACUGAUUUCCAUUUGA